This is a messenger RNA of Plodia interpunctella (Indianmeal moth), 3123 nucleotides long. RefSeq lists its product as uncharacterized. The transcript has 2 exons. Gene Ontology annotation, molecular function: protein dimerization activity. The coding region runs from base 413 to 2287 and encodes 624 amino acids. Lineage: Eukaryota; Metazoa; Arthropoda; Insecta; Lepidoptera; Pyralidae. The record is from RefSeq and is a predicted model, not a curated record.
UUACAUAUUAACUUUCAUAGGCGAAAAUGAUUUCAGAGAUGAUGAAGAAAUGGUGCGAAGUGCAAGAAAGUCUAGCGCAGAACACUGCAUGUAUUUUAAAUCACAAUAUUUUUUUUAUGAUUGUUGCAUUUUAUAUUAUCUAGUCACAGAUUCAAGUAAUGUUCUGUGUAUCUAAUUUAAAUGCUCUAAGCAACUAGUGGCAGGUAUUUAGUUAAUGAUGGUAGUUCUACUGAAAUCAUAAUCAUAGACAACUAAACUAAAACACCACACAGCUCGUCUCGUUCUUCAUGUCAAUCAGCCAGCCCAGCCAGCCAUUUUGUUAUUGAAAGACGCUUACUAAAGAAAUACCCUGUGUGUAUUGUGUAUUUUAAAUAAAAACCUCCAUUAAUAAAGGAAGAAAGCAUAUGAAAACAUGGUGAGGCCUCGAAACAAAGAAUUAUGGAAGCACUACAGGGAUCCGGGGGGUAAGGGUGCUGUUUGUAUAUACUGUGAGCACAAGUUUAAAACAGCACAUACUGUGAAAAUGACAAAACAUCUAUACAGAUGUGCAAAACGUCCUGAAACUGUUAAAAUAGAAAUUACACACAAGAAAUAUAAAGUAGCCCCGCCUAAUGAUAAUGUUUUAAUGAAUCUAAAUUCAUUAAUGCCAGUACAACUUACACCACUUUCUGAUGAUUUGCUAACUAAUGAACAAAAACAUGAAAUUCACACACUAUUGGCAAAAGCGAUAUAUGUUACUGGCUCACCUCUGUCCAUAGUUGAACAUCCUCUUUGGCAACAACUGUUCUCUAGACUGCAACCAUCAUACAAACUACCAAAUAGAAAACAAUUGUCAACAACACAUUUAGAAGAAAUAUACAGGAACAUGUGUGAAAGCAUAGAAAAUGAAAUAAGAUCUCUCAACUAUAUUCAUCUCAAGCUUGACGGUUGGACUGAUGUUAAUAAUGCUGGAAUUAUCAACUUCAUUAUUUGUAAACCUGAACCAGUAUUCAUCAAAAGUAUAAACAUAGGGGAAAACAGACACAAUGGCCAGUUUUUGAAAGAUGAAAUACUGAAAGUAAUGGCACAAUAUGAUUCAAGAAAGUUUGUAGUGCUAAUAGGUGAUAACUCUCCAAAUAUUCAACAAGCUUUUCAACUGGUUAAAGAAAUUCAUCCCCAUAUUACCCCUUUAAAUUGUGCUGCUCACACAUUAAAUCUUUUAUGCCAAGAUGUGAUGCAACUUGUUUCUCUCAAAAGGUUUAUUGAUAUGGCCAUUGACGUUGUAAAGACAAUCAAACGAAGUCAAAUAUUAACUUCUGUACUUGACAGACUGGUAAAGGAACGAAAUGCUGGAGAAGCAUUAAAACUUCCAGAUAAAACUAGAUGGAGCAGCCAUUACGCUUGUAUAAAAAGUUUAGAUAAUACAAAAGUUGCACUUCAAUGCCUCGCUAACGAUGACAGCGUUAUCAGAAUCCUCCCAUUGGAAACUAAAGCAGCAUUGCUAGAUAAUAAUUUCUGGGAAAUGACCAAACAAUUAAUAAAGAUUAUGAGACCAAUCUCAGAGGUGGUUGCGAAGUUACAGUCAAACGAGUGUAACAUGGUGAAUAUUUUCAUGAUGAUGAAAGAUCUCCGAUCCAAAUUUAAUUUAAUUUUACCAGAGAUCAGUAUUUUGAGUCAUCAGGAUCGAGAAAUUAUUAUCACUGCAGUUGAUCACAAAAUAUUCAUGUGCUUAAAACCAAUCCACUUAGCGGCACAUUUGUUAGACCCAAAGGCCGUGGGUCGCGAAUUGAAUGAAUCGGAGGAAAUGAUAGCAUUUGAAUAUAUUAAUGAGAUGUCUAAACAUUUGGGUAUUGACGUUAUGCCAAACUUGGCAAAUUAUAAAUCGAAAGAAGGCGUAAUGUGGGGGAAAAGUUUUGUGUGGGAUGUUAAAUCUAUGAGUCCAGUGGUUUGGUGGAAGGGGAUAUGUGGUUCAUCAAAGUUGAGCAAAGUAGCUUGCCGAAUAUUAACCGCACCUUGUACAUCGAAUGCAAUGGAGAAAUCUACCUGUAAAUAUGGAAACAACUUACAAAAAAAAAGGAACAGACUUACAAGUGAUAGGUCGGCUAAAUUGGCCUUCAUAUCAUAUAACUGGAAUUUGGAAAAUGCCAGUAAUGUGAAUAAUUCUGAUGAUGAAAACAGCCUUGAAUAUAUGGACUUGUCGGGCCCUUCUACAAGUUGUGCAAAUAUGAAUAUGAUACCGGAACCACAAAGUUUUGAAUUUAUAAACUGCUCCGGGCAACACAAUAUGGUCAUGGCAGUUAAUAAAUAGCAGCAUACUUCCUAUUGUUCCACGGCGUGUGGAGCAGAUCCAUUGAGGACUUCAUUUAACUUACAUGAGUAAAAGACCAAAAAACAGAUAAACGCCGAAAGAGUUUAAUGAGUGAGUUAGUUUAAUAACACAGUACAAAGUUAUUGUGUAGUCUGAUCAACUCAACUGGUUCAAUUGAGAAGAAUAGUAGAAAUAAGCCCUUUGUUAUAAAAAGGUACAUUAUUAAUAGUUUGAAAGAUACGAUAGUAACUAUUCUUUGUUGUUUUAGACAUCUCUCGAUAACAGAAUAUGCAUGUAUAUCGGAAUACUCAAUACUCAAAAUCCUGUUGUCAAACUCGCACCAGGAAAAUCUCAAUUAACAAAAAUAUGUAUUAGUGCCAGUUAUUGUUAAAUAAUACUUUGUUAUUAUUGUUAGGCAGAGUUGGUUUUAUAAGCGCUAACAAAUACUAGAACUAUUUAGUGGCAACAAAUUAUUCUUAACGGGUUUAUUUAUUUACCUAAAUUUUUAAAAAAUAUGUGCAAUUUUUUCUUGAAUUUAAAUCUGCGCUAAAACAUUUAACGAUAUACAACAGAAACAUUAUAUUUUAUAGUAAGUACAGGUAUUUUUUAGGAAUACUCUAGUUUUGGUUUCAAAAAUCAUGUUUUGUAAUUAGAUACAUAUACUAUUUAUUUUUAAUUACUUAAGUACAUAUUAAAAUAUUGUUUACAGAUUUAUUUACAUGUAAAUACUAUGACAAGAUUGUUAUUUUUAAGAGCUUUAGUCAUCAUAUUUUAUAAUAUGUCGCAUUAUGUAGCUACAUACAUACUUCAUAGAUAAAUAAAUAUUAUAUACUUAA